GUCCCGCAAGACGUCAAGAAGAAAAAAGGCUUGGAAAACAAAGGUUUGGAAAAAUCUCCCGGAAGGCGUAGCACACAAAAAAUGUCUCAGUCUUGUUUUAAAUACUACCUAUUGAUAGGUCAACUCCUCCCAAAAUUACAUCGGCCCUAUUCGGAAGAGCCGUUUUGGCAAGUUGAAAAUUCUUGCCUUCUUCGACCGCUCAUUUCUCGAGAUUUUUAUUACUAUUAUUGAUAGUAUUUUAACCUUAAAGCUUCGUCUGUGCAAAAACGGGAUUCGAUGCGAAGUAAUCAAUCAUAGUAAAUUCAUUUACAUCUGUUUUGUUAUUUCCAUGUCAAUCUAUUCCAGGUUUGAUUCAUCAUGUCCAUCAAGUUGUACGAAGGAAGCGGUUUGAGCAUGGAGUUUUCAAAUUCAGAGAAGGACCUGAAAAAGGAUGGUGUUUCCUUCGUAAAAGCCGAUGUUCGUUCGGGAACCUGGAUCUUCUACACCCACGCAAACAACAAUGACAAAGAAGCUGGUGCUGGCCCAUCUAACUACAAGGUUGUCGGGCCUGGAGCAGAUAUAAACAUCUCAGGUGUGAAUGGCUCCAUGUUCCUCGUUCCGGACCAAGUGGAAGGAAUCCUUCUGUUCGAGCAUAGCUUCUACGGUGGAACCAACAAGGUGCUUAAAAUACAUAAGCUUUUCAUUAAUCAAUAGCUCACGCUCUCUGUAAAAAACGCUCUGCUCUGUCUUACGAUUCUUUUUAGACAAAAAGAAGAAAUCAGCAGUAAGUAGCAAUCAGUUCUAAAUGGAUUAAGGAUAGUGUUGGAUCAUAGAACAUGAUUUUUUUUUCCUUCAGUUAUUUCGGUUUGAAAUUGGCCGUCAGUGAACUCGGGCUUGGAGUCAUUAUUUAAAAAAGUAGAUUAUUCCCGAUGAAUAAUCUUCAUAGUCGCUUAGACAGAGAUAAAUAAUAGAGCUUGUUUUCACAUAGAUUCAUGCUGAUAAGGAAUCACAAACAUAUCAUAUAUACAUCAUGCAGACACUUGAUUUAAGUGACGCGCGCGAGAGAUAUUGAAAAGCGAUCAGAUUGUUGAAAGGGUAACGGAGAUCAGACAUCUGGUGUCAAAACUGAUUAUCUUGUCCCCAUAUCUUUUCCUCUCUUUCCCUUCGAUACAAAACGGUUCAUGUUUCGUGACAAUGUGGAGCACUUUUUUCCAGUUAACGUCAUAGCUCUGUUUCGUCCUGUUCAUAUCAAAUGAGGAGUUAAAUCAGAUAAGAUUCAAAACUUUUCUUAAGGCAUUCCUGCAAACGAGCUUAUUCUUUUAUUUAGUGUCUUAGAGAUUAGAUGCUGGUACAUUAUUAUUUUUUAUGAAUGUUGUUUCUCCUUUAUCUGGGUUCUAUUACUUCCACAAUUUCGUGCAGUGGUUUGAAGAAAGUUGCGCAAAUGUGAACCCCUAUUUCCAGAGCGGGAAAGGUGAAGGAGUCUCCUCUGCCAUCGUGUUAUCAAAGAACCAGAAGUUUGCCAUCUUCACCAAACCCAACUAUCAGGGCUUGCAACAGCAACUGGAGCCAGACACGCGCUAUGCAACUCCAGACGCCAUGAAAUUCCCCAACGACCGAUUGCAGAGCCUCCGCAAGAAAUGAGCUGACCAACCUUACUUGGCUCUUCGUUUGCAUUUCGUACCACCCUUUUUUUCUUUUCUUUUCGUGUUUUGUUUUGUUCAUUUGUUUUUUUAGUUUUUAGCCUUAUUGUUAUCUUUUGAUUGAUAAAAAGUUAGCAAAAUAAGAUUUUGUCAAUUCAGCUCAGCACUUUAAGUCAUUAG
Messenger RNA from Pocillopora meandrina, 1799 nucleotides. The record is from the annotation of a GenBank genome assembly. Lineage: Eukaryota; Metazoa; Cnidaria; Anthozoa; Scleractinia; Pocilloporidae.